GUUCCUCCCACUCAUCUCUCCGCACUUCACGAGCUCUCUGUGCAAACAUCUGCCCUCUCUGAUGAUCUACAGGACACUUCAGCUCUCCAGCGCGCACAAUCUCCUUACAUCAAACCUCGGAUCAGCAAGACAUGACCCUCCGUUAUAUCGCGCCCUUGGUCGUGGGACUGAUCGUCCUCGCGUGCAAAACAUGGGGCGCAGUGGAUGUGAGCACGGAAGACAGGGUGGAUGUAUAUUUAAAAGACCAAGUCAAGAUCCCCUGUGUGUACAUUCUGAAGGAACCAGCAAUGAUGAUAGUCUGGUUUACGAAAUUGCCAGGCAAGGACCAAAGCAGGAUAAGAAUCUACUACUAUGAUAAUCAGACUGAGAUCAUCGAAGAGGGCAGUGAUUAUGCCGGGAGGAUCCAAGUCAGUCACUCUCAUGACGCUCAGAAUGCUGCCGGAAGCGCCGUUCUGACCAUUGACACGGUGGAACUGAGUGACCAGAGGGAGUUCAUCUGCAUGGUGCACAAUGUGUUGAAGGACAGUGGUGAAGGACACACUCGUCUCCAAGUAUUCAACUCGCCAUCUCUGCCUGUGAUUGAACUUACACACACAGGGAUUUCUGUUACUGAAGAGGAGCCAUCAAAGGUUGCAAAAUGUAAAGUUGACAACGGGUAUCCUAGACCCAACAUCACAUGGUACAAGGACAGAUUCCCUCUCCAACCCUCAAAUGGUGAGAUAGAGAUCAAGGAGUCAGUGACAGUCAAAACCAGUGGCCUGGUCGCAGUUGAGAGUCAACUUUUCAUGAAGGUGAAAAGGGAAGAUGAAGAUGCCAUUUUUUACUGUGAGGUCCAAUACUUUGUCCCUGGUGCAUCAAAAAUGGCAGAGUCCAAACCAAUCGAAAUCCAAGUUUUUUACCCUACAACAGAGGUAACACUGUCCAUAAAUCCACCCGACAGGCUUAUAAAAGAAGGCGACACCGUGGAGAUCCAUUGUGAGGGAAAUGGAAAACCUCAGCCCAUUUUAAGUUUCACUUUCAAACAUGAAGAGAUGUUGGGUGAAGAGAAUGGAAUACGGAUUCUGGAAAACAUCACGCGAUCAGACAGCGGGACGUAUGAGUGCUUGUCAUUAGACCUUGACACAGGCAAUGACGCUGAGGGCUCCAUCAAUAUCACAGUACACUAUCUGGAUCAUAUUGUGGUGACACCAGAGGAGACAGUUCUGGACCAGAUGCAAGAUCUCACCUUAACCUGCAAUGCCCUGUCUUCUUUACCCACAUACACAACAUGGAUUAAGGAUGGCUGGUCAGAAGUGGUAGAGGGGCAUGUUUUGGAGUUACACAAUGCCUCCUAUGACACCGCUGGGAUGUAUACGUGUGAAGUGAUGGUCCCUUCCCUGCGUGAGCUACGAGAACAGAAGUCUGUGCAAAUCAGUGUGCGAGGAAAGCCUAAGAUAGCAGUGGGUUCGACCAAUAAUGCGGACCGUCCUGUUAACCUGACCUGCCAUGCAGAAGGCUACCCAAUCCCCAAUAUCACCUGGACACUCUCUGACCGAUGGACUGGCAAGCCUGUCCCUGUGCUGAAUGUGGAGACCCAGAGUACAGACACUGGUGUUCUCAGCAUGAUCUCUGUGAAGGCCACGUCUGCACUCACAGCCAACUGCAGAGCCGACAAUGAGAUCGGGACAGACACCGGUUCUCUCAGCAUUGAUGCAAUUGCACGUGUGACAACGACAACCCAAGCCAUCAGCCCUAAAGGUGGCAGUGGAGUAGCCAUCGCAGUCAUCAUCAUCUGCCUGCUCCUCAUAGCCAUACUGGGCAGUGUGCUCUACUUCCUCUACAAGAAAGGAAGGCUGCCCUGCGGACGCUCGGGAAAGCAGGAUUUCACGAAGGAAAAGGCCAGCAAGGAUGAUAUUGUGAUGGAGAUGAAGAGCGGUAAAUCUGAAGAGGCGGUGCUUCUACAGGGAGUCAACGGAGACAAAAAGUCACCUACCGAAUAGGUCAUUGCUUCUGAGCAAAGAUUCACAUUACUAGCUCUUUUACAGCCCACUGAACUCAAAUCCAAUCUUAAACAAGACCCAAGAUUUAUAAGGCUGACACACAACGUGCCACGAAAACCUGAUGAUCUUUCCUUUUUUAAUUAGAGUCAAAGACUGAAAACUACAUGGACAAGUGGAGAGACGCUAGCGGCCUCUGUCCUACAGCGCUCCGUCUCAGGGUCAAUCCCAACAUGGAGGCGCAAAGACAUCACAACAUGUCCACAUUUUCCCCUCUACUUGAAUUCCUAUUCAAUUCUACUUUUUUCUGCCCAUGUUUUGUAUUUGACCUGCUAAUCUGAUUCAAUAUACAGCAAGCCGAUCCAAAAGAGCACCAAGUUCAUCAUGAACGAGCACGCUCCCGUAUUUCCAAAUUGUACAUAUAUAUAUAUAUAUAUAUAUGAAAUACUGUAUAUAUUUAGCUAUUUAAAAUGCCUGAAACAACAUUUGAAAGAUUGUGCCUGAAUAUCUUUUUGAUAAUGCAAGUCCCAUUGUUUAGGGGCAUUUGACAAGUGCCGAAGAAUAGUUUUUUGCUAUGUGCCGUCAAUGUGUUUUGAACCUGCUCUCACCUCUGCCACAUCAUAGUCCAUGCACUGAAACACUAAGAUCCGUCUUCACUACUGUAAACAUUCUUCUGGAUCAGCGCUGAAAAAAUGCCCAAUGAUGAAGCUUGAGGGCAAUUUCUGGACAGAUACAUUUGUCAGGGAAAGUCUCUGACAUGUUUGACCUUUUUCUAAAUAUGUAAGCAAAAUGUUGGGUCCAUGUCAUGCCUAUGUUUUUUUUUAAUUAUUAUUAUUAGCUAUAUCAAAUUAAGUUCCUUAUGUUCACUGUGAGAGCUGAGUGAGUUACAUUCAUGCCAAAGUUUGAGCUAAAAAUGUCCCUAUGUCCUGAGAGAAAUGGAAGUUCCCUGUAGAGUUCAGCUGUAUUUUGCCAUUAUUUUUUUACUGCAGUGACCUGCUGUCCUCAUCUUGCACUGAAUGUAAAUAUUAAAAGAAAUACAUAACCAA
Messenger RNA from Rhinichthys klamathensis goyatoka, 3022 nucleotides. It is a transcript of the gene mcamb, whose product is annotated as melanoma cell adhesion molecule b. The coding region runs from base 132 to 1979 and encodes 615 amino acids. The transcript has 15 exons. The record is from RefSeq and is a predicted model, not a curated record. NCBI's taxonomy places the organism in Eukaryota, Metazoa, Chordata, Actinopteri, Cypriniformes, Leuciscidae.